Messenger RNA from Linum trigynum, 1223 nucleotides. The record is from the annotation of a GenBank genome assembly. Lineage: Eukaryota; Viridiplantae; Streptophyta; Magnoliopsida; Malpighiales; Linaceae.
CAUGAUAAGAAAAAUAAAUAUGGUUUUAAUAAGGGUACUACUUAGUUGAAGAGCAAGUAACGCGCAUGUUAAUCUCGUGGCGGCUAAGAAACCCACGGAUUACAUAGCUUUCCGGAGGAGAGGAGUAGUGGACUUUGAUGGGGACCGCUCGACGGAUGCAAGUGAAGUGGAGAAAUGGCUGGCAAAGGUCACGCGCACAUUAACCAAAAUGAGGGAAGAUGAUGAGGAUAGGGCACUACUGACGAUAUCCCUACUACAAGAUGCGACAUACAAUUGGUGGACCACCCAACCGGCCAGCCGAGUGGACCCACCAGCUAUCACCUGGCCAGAGCUGGUGCGGAUAUUUCGUGAUCAUUUUGUGCCCGAGGCCUACCGUCUCGGGAAGCAGAGGGAGUUGAUUUUGAUUAAGCAGAGGUGGAGAAAUGAAGGAAAAGACGGCAUUGCGGAGUACACUUCUCGGUUUGAGAAGCUACUGCCCUACGGAGGACGCCAAUUCCAAGGGGAGGCUGCCCAGCGUGCCCAUUAUUUAGAAAGUCUGAAGCCUACCCUCAAGAAGCAGUUGAGCAUGCUGAUAUGGAAUAACAGGGUGGAAAUCUAUAAGGCGGCCCUUCGAAUAGAAAGAGCUGAGACAACUUUGCAUGAGGAAGGGAUGUUGAAAGAUAGUAGCAAGAGGAAUGCGAGUAGCAUGCCUGAGGGAUCUGGUCAGUCUACUCAGUUGAGGAGGAGGCCGAGUGGCACCUUUAAUUUUGGGGGUACUUAGAGUCAGAGCGGCUCGGUUCAACCUAGUCAAACCUUCAGCUACAGGGUUCCCUGCAACCAGUGCGGGCGAAAUCACUCAAGGGAGUGUAGGCAGCCCCUCAGGGUCUGCUACUACUGCAACGAGCCAGGCCAUUUUGCUAGAGAGUGCCCUAGGAGAGGAGAGCAAGAGAGGGCACAGUCCGAACAAUCAGUCCGGGGUGGAGGAGUAAGAAUCCAAACCGGACAACAGUUUAGGAACCAGUCCAAUCGAUUUAACAACAACUUUGGGAGGCGUUUUAGUGGAGGCAACAACCCCCAUAGUGGUCGCGAGCAGGGAGAAGCAUCGGGAGCUAGUGUGCAACCUAGAGUGUUUGCUAUGGAAGGGCUGGAUGGCAGCCGUGGAGACGAUGGAAGGGAGGACGAAGCACGUUGAUGAGGUUAUGUGGCACAUGGGAGACUAGGAGAAAUAAGUAUAUGCUUUUGGC